CACGCCGCAUGUCCUCAGUACGAUACCUACCAUUAGCACCCCCAUCUUCGAUAUCUCAAAACUUCAAAUACUCCUUACAAAGACUCGAACGCUGGAACUUAUUAGAAACUUAUUCAUCAAUCAGAUUCCCUUUACUCUGAUUCGAACCUUCAACCUCAAUUUGAAAACCCUAAACCCUAGAAAAAUACAACAAUGGAAGUCGAAAUCAUGCACAAAAAAUCAACUGAUAGGAAUAAGAAAAAGAAGAAUAAGAAUCAAGACAAAAAUUCAAGAACAGCAUUGGAUUCACGAGGUGUAGUAGAAGCAGUAGAAGUACCUUUGAUCAAGUGUAGUACUACUACCACAACUACUGAUAAUGAUAAUACUAAUGUGGAGGAUAAUUCGAAAAUUAAAUCAUCGAUGUUUGAUUAUUGUUAUGAGAAUCAUUUAAAAGCAAUGGAUAUGAUUUAUAAGAUUUGUGGUGAAGAGGAUGAUUUAGAUUUGGUUGAUUGUGAAAUUGAACGUUUAGCGUCGACUAUCACUUUUCUUAGUGAGUGGAGAUAUUUCAAAUACAAUUCAAGGAGUAUUCGCUUUGUGUCUGAAACAGGACAUCCCAAUGAGAUGGGAGAAAUAGCUUUAUCUCAAUUCUCUGCUGCGAUGGUGCCAAAGUAUGAUAAGGAGACAGAGAAAUUGGCUGAUCCGAUGUCUACGGAUUCCUGCAAUGAUUUUGUAUUAUAUGUCGGAGGACUUGUGUGGUCACUGGAUUGGUGUCCUAGGAUGGAUCAAGGAACAAACUCUGCUGCACAAUGUGAGUUUAUUGCUGUUGCUGCUCAUCCCCCUGAUUCAAAGCACCACAAAAUAGGUGAUCCUCUUAGUGGUCGAGGGAUGAUUCAGAUUUGGUGUCUGUUAAACUCCACGACUAAGGAAGGUAUGCUAGCUCCUGUAGAGAGCAUAAAGCGGAGAUACCAAAAAAAUAAGGCUGCAAAAAAUGACGAGAAUAAACCUGUGAGGCCUAGGGGUAGACCUAAAAAGAAUGUACUGAGAAAACCUCCUGCCUCAAAUUCCGAAGGUCAGAUAAGUCAAGCUCUUGUGCUUCGGCCUUCAGUAAAUACAUUAGAAGUGUCACUUGCUGAUGAGUUCCAGGAACAAAUAGCUCCUGAAGUUCAGAUUGCUCACCAUCUUGCUGUUAAGCUUCCAGUAAAUACAUCUGACAUGCCACAUGCCGCCCAGGAAAUGUCAUCUCCUGGUAGCAAAAAUGAUGAAUUACAUCAAAGUAAGAACCUUUCAAAGGAAGAAAGUAAACAAGAACAACCCAGAGGAAAGGCUAGAAAGAAUCGAAUAAAUAAUAUUUCUGUUGAAGAUCCUGAAGGCCAGUUCAUUCCAGCCCUUGCAGUUCAGCUCCCAGGGCAUACAUUAGAUGUGCUUCCCGUGGAUGAAAAUAUAAUAAGUGUCUCUGCUCCAAAAAAACGAAAAGAAAGAAAGAGAAAAGCUGCCAAUAAUGAAAAGAAUGCAACAGCCCGAACGGCUGGUAGCUCUGAAGGGCAGUUUAUUCAAGCUCUUGCCACUGAAUUUCCAGAAGGUAUGAAAAAAUUUUCUCCAACUGGAGAUAAUUUGCUGAACACCUCUGGGCCUCUUGAAGAAACUAAGAAAUGCCGUACCAGCGAAAGAUUGCUUGCAGCCGACAUGGAUUGCACACUUGCAGUGUUGAAGAGAAGGUCGAGAAAUAAGUCAAAAGCAUUUAAUGAAUUGGAUCGCGAAAACAAUGGUUAUCCGACUCAAAUUUUGGAUCCGGCACCCUCUCUUGCAACUGUGAGUCUGGAAAAAAAUAUUAUGCAUAAAAACAAUUUGGUAUCGGAAGAAGACAUGCGUGAAAAUACCUCAAAUCUGGGAUCUGACUGUGGUCAUGUCCUAAACGAUGUUCUCCCUAGAGUUGUCCUAUGCCUGGGUCAUGAUGGGAAGGUUGCUUGGGAUGUAAAAUGGAGGCCUCUUAUUGAUACCGAGUCUGUUGCUAAGCAUAGAAUGGGCUAUCUAGCUGUUGUUCUUGGCAAUGGAUCUGUGGAAGUGUGGGAAAUUCCUUCACCUAAAGUAAUUAGUUCUAUUUAUGCAUCUCGACGUGCAAAGGAUACAGAUCCUCGCUUUGCAAAAUUGAAGCCAGUAUUCCGAUGCUCAAUGUUAAAAUACGGUGAUAGGCAGAGUAUGCCUCUCACGGUGGAAUGGUCAACUACCCCCCCGCACGAUUUGAUAUUGGCAGGAUGUCAUGAUGGAGUGGUAGCUUUGUGGAAGUUCUCUGCAAAUGCUUCUCCUGAAGAUUCCAGACCACUGUUGUGCUUUAGCGCAGAGACAGGUCCUAUUAGAGCUCUUACUUGGGCCCCAUAUGAAGGUGAUCCUGAGAGUUCAAAUAUUAUUGUCACCGCUGGACAUGGAGGGUUGAAGUUCUGGGACUUGCGUGAUCCAUUCCGGCCUUUGUGGGAUGCAAUUCCUUCACAACGUUUCAUAUAUGGUCUUGAUUGGGCUCCUGAUCCAAGAUGUGUCCUUGUAACCUAUGAUGAUGGAACACUACGGAUGCUUAGCUUAUCAAGAGCUGCAUGUGAUGUUCCAGUUACUGGGCGACCUUUUAGUGGUACACAACAACAAGGAGUGCACAGUUAUUAUUUAUCGUCAUUUGCCGUAUGGAGAAUCCAUGUUUCACGACUAACAGGUAUGGUUGCAUAUUGCUGUACAGAUGGAACUGUUCUCUAUUUUCAGCUAACACACAAACAAGUGGACAAAGAUCCAUUAAGAAAUCGGGCUCCACAUUUUCUCUGUGGUUCAUUGGCAAGUGAAGAUCCAUUAAGAAAACGGGCUCCUGAAUUUCUCAAUGGUUCAUUGGCAAAUGACGAGCCGACGGUUAUAAUGAACACUCAACUACCAAGUUCUCCCCACAGAAUAAAAAAGUCGGCAACAGAAUGGACAAAUGCACCCCGAUCUGCACGAACUGUUGCAUCUGAUUUGAAUCAAGCAAAAAGGGUUAGAAAAGGUACAGAAAAAACCCAAAAACCAGAUGAUCAGCUUCCUGCAUUGUGCUAUGGUGAUGAUACCAGAAAUGCAGACACAAAUGAGCUUCAGACAAGUGCAAAAGGUGGAAAAAAUAAAACAAGCAAAUCGGAAAAAACAAAUGAUGAUCAAGCAUUGAUUUGUUCUGACGGAAAUGAGGAGAAUUCAAACAAUAAAGCAGAUCCUAAAGGAGAAGCAGGUAGGAUAAUAGAAGUUCCUCCUCCCAAAAUCGUUUCGAUGUACAGCGUGAGAUGGAAUAUGAACAAAGGUAGUGAGAGAUGGUUAUGCUAUGGCGGAGCAGCCGGAAUUGUGCGUUGUCAAGAGAUUGUUGCCCCAGUGUUUGAUAAGAAACUGUUAAAGUGGUGAUCUCAGAGACAACUGCUGUAUUUUUGUACAUACUGAUAGUAUUAUUAGUGUAGUCUAUAUGGUUUUGUACGUAGUAAUUUUAUCAUUAGUGUAGUCUAAUGAGUUAUGCCAGCACUCAGCAGAAAUACUACUGUUGUACUGUUGCUACAUACUACUGUACUGGUACUAUUACUAGUACAUACUAGUAGAGUAGUCGUAUAUAAUGAAUUAUGAUAUUUAUUGUCAUUGUAGUCUUGUGCAUAUUGUCUUCACAUCUACAUUAGAAUUUUUUCACUUCAAUGCAUUUCAAAAUA
Amaranthus tricolor (Joseph's coat) is the source of this 3671-nucleotide messenger RNA. RefSeq lists its product as uncharacterized. Lineage: Eukaryota; Viridiplantae; Streptophyta; Magnoliopsida; Caryophyllales; Amaranthaceae. Gene Ontology annotation, biological process: transcription by RNA polymerase III. The record is from RefSeq and is a predicted model, not a curated record. Gene Ontology annotation, molecular function: protein binding. The coding region runs from base 193 to 3378 and encodes 1061 amino acids. The transcript has 15 exons. Gene Ontology annotation, cellular component: transcription factor TFIIIC complex.